Messenger RNA from Camelus dromedarius (Arabian camel), 3142 nucleotides. RefSeq names its product A-kinase anchor protein 17A. Bases 162 to 2261 code for a protein of 699 amino acids. Gene Ontology annotation, molecular function: protein kinase A binding; RNA binding. Gene Ontology annotation, biological process: regulation of RNA splicing. The record is from RefSeq and is a predicted model, not a curated record. Gene Ontology annotation, cellular component: nuclear speck; cytosol. The transcript has 5 exons. NCBI's taxonomy places the organism in Eukaryota, Metazoa, Chordata, Mammalia, Artiodactyla, Camelidae.
GCGGCGGUGGGUCGCGUCGGGGGCGCCUCCGGCGGACGGUGGCGGCGCCGGGCGGGGAGGCCGCGCCUGCCGGGGUCGUCGGUGCCCUGCUGAGAGCUGGGGCCAGGGCGGCGGCGGCCUGGGACUCAGGCGGAGCCCCGCGCCGGCCCAAGGUCCCGGCUAUGGCCGCGGCUACCAUCGUCCACGACACGUCUGAGGCAGUGGAGCUGUGCCCUUCCUACGGCCUGUACCUGAAGCCCAUCACGAAGAUGACCAUCAGUGUGGCACUCCCGCAGCUGAAGCAGCCGGGCAAGUCCAUCUCCAACUGGGAGGUGAUGGAGCGGCUCAAGGGCAUGGUGCACAACCACCAGUUCUCCACGCUGCGCAUCUCCAAGAGCACCAUGGACUUCAUCCGCUUCGAGGGCGAGGUGGAGAACAAGAGCCUGGUGAAGUCCUUCCUGGCCUGCCUGGACGGCAAGACCAUCAAGCUGAGCGGCUUCUCCGACAUCCUCAAGGUGCGUGCCGCCGAGUUCAAGGUCGACUUCCCCACCCGCCACGACUGGGACUCCUUCUUCCGCGACGCCAAGGACAUGAACGAGACGCUGCCCGGGGAGCGGCCGGACACCAUCCACCUGGAGGGGCUGCCCUGCAAGUGGUUCGCCCUGAAGGAGUCGGGCUCCGAGAAGCCCAGCGAGGAGGUGCUGCUCAAGGUGUUCGAGCGCUUCGGGGAGAUCCGCAACGUGGACAUCCCCAUGCUGGACCCCUACCGCGAGGAGAUGACCGGCCGCAACUUCCACACCUUCAGCUUCGGGGGGCACCUGAACUUCGAGGCCUACGUUCAGUACCGCGAGUACGUGGGCUUCAUCCAGGCCAUGAGCGCCCUGCGCGGCAUGAAGCUCAUGUACAAGGGGGAGGACGGCAAGGCCGUGGCCUGCAACAUCAAGGUCUCUUUCGAUUCGACCAAACACUUGAGCGACGCGUCCAUCAAGAAGCGGCAGCUGGAGAGGCAGAAGCUGCAGGAGCUGGAGCAGCAGCGGGAGGAGCAGAAGCGCCGGGAGAAGGAGGCGGAGGAGCGGCAGAGGGCCGAGGAGAGGAAACAGAAGGAGCUGGAGGCGCUGGAGCGCGAGAGGAAGCGGGAGGAGAAGGUGCGCCGGCGGGAGCAGAAGCAGAGGGACCGCGAGCUGCGCCGUAGCCAGAAGAGGCUAGAGAAGCUGCAGGCGGAGGAGCAGAAGAGGCUGCACGAGAAAAUCCGGCUGGAGGAGCGGCGGCUGCUGCUGGCCCAGCGCAACCUGCAGUCCAUCCGGCUCGUCGCCGAGCUGCUGAGCAGGGCCAAGGCGGCGAAACUGCAGGAGCAGGAGCAGAAGGAGGAGACGCUGCGGCUGCAGCAGCUGGAGGAGCGGCGGAAGCUGCAGGAGGCGGAGCUGCGGCGCGUGGAGGAGGAGAAGGAGCGCGCGCUGGGGCUGCAGCGCAGGGAGCGGGAGCUGCGACAGCGCCUGCUCAGCCUCCUGCUGAGCCAGAAGGCGGACGGCGGCCCGGGCCCCGGCGAGCGCGCCGUCUCCCACGAGCUGCUGCAGCCCGUGCUGGACAUCCUGCACACCGUGUCGGCCGGCUGCGCGGGCGCCGCCGCGCUGCACCCCCCAGCCGGCCCGCCGCCCCCCGGCGUCGCCGAGGAGAGUGCGCCGCGGCCCGCUAGCGACGGUGCGGCCCAGAACGUGAAUGGGAGCGUCCCCGAGGGGGCCCCGGGCCCGGAGGCCCCGAGUCCGCGCCUCGCGGCCCCCGACGACAGCCCCUCGGAGAAGAGGUGCCCCGGCAUCCUGGCCUGCAUCCCCGACAACACCCAGCAGCCCAAGGGCGCGCCCGCCGCCUGCGACCACAGCGCCGCGCCCAGGAAGGACGCCCGCUCCGAGCAAGACAAGUGCAACCGGGAGCCCAGCGGGGGCCGCGGCCGGGCCGGCGGGGACCGCGGCAGCGGCGGCGACGACAGGCAGCAGCGGGAGAGGAGCCGGCCGCGGCGGGCCGGCAGCCGGGAGGACGGGCGGCCGCAGCACAAGGAGCGGCGGCCCCACCGCAAGCGCUCGCACCCGGACGGCAGCCCGCGCCGGCGCAGCGCCAGCCCCGAGCACGGCCGGUCGCGGCGGUCCCACAGCAGAGACCGGCACGGCCAGCGGGAGAGAAGCCGGGACCGCAGGGGCGGCUCCAGCCGGAAGCGCAGCCGCCACCGCCGCGGCGAGCGGUCGCGCUCGGGGUCCCCCGGCCGGCACCGCAGCGCCUGGAACAGGUAAUGCCGGGCGCCCGGCCCGUGGAGCCAGCGUCCCGCGCCUCCUCCGCGCCCCUCCCGUCCCGCCCGGCACGCCCAUGGAGCCUGUCGGUGAGGACGGCGGCGCCCCCGGGCCCCUGCCCUUCGCGGUCCCAGGCAUCGCCGUCCGUCCGUCCGGAGCUUCAGUUUCCCUUCAAACUCUUGAUCCGAUAGCUUUAACGUCGCCAGUGCUCUGAGAGUCAGGAAAACUGCCCAGGCGGCAGGGGUGAGGGUCGCAGACCCACCGUGCACGUGGAGCGCAGGAUUCGUGCUGACUUCACUGGAGCCACGUGUCUCAGCACUGGGGACGGACCGGUGUGGCGGCCAUGGCCCCACAGGGCCCUGGAAACAGGAAGCGUUGCCCUGGAGGGGUUUUUUGUUUUUUUGUUGUUUUCCCUUUUUUUCUAAGUUUGAAGAUUCGGAAUGAAGUUCUGGUGGAGUGCAUUUAAGUCACCGGCGAGGAGGCUGUGAGUGGUGUAGGAUGGAAACUCAGACCUGCCAUCUUUUAAGCUGUGGGCAGGUGGGGAGGUGGAACGGAUGAUCUGCUGCUCCUUACGUCACCAACAUUCACUUUUUACAAAUCCAAGUCAUUCAGCGUAAAAAAAAAAAAAAAAAGGUUGGUUAAGAUUAGCUUUGGUUUCUAGUGAAGGUUAGCCUGUGUGGUUUUUUUAAGAAGCCGUUUUGCUAAAUUAUUUUUACUUGGAACGUUUCAAACAGACUUAUGGCUGCAAACUUGUUAAAUUUUAUAAUUGUUGGCUUCUCCAAGCGAAGCUCAGAAAUGCUUAAAAAUAGCUGUAAUGUUCGCGUUAGGAGACGUGUUUAUUCCAGUUUGCAUUUUUAUGGUAAAAUAAAAUCCUUUUCCAAUGA